This is a messenger RNA of Lactuca saligna, 540 nucleotides long. The record is from the annotation of a GenBank genome assembly. NCBI's taxonomy places the organism in Eukaryota, Viridiplantae, Streptophyta, Magnoliopsida, Asterales, Asteraceae.
AUGAUGUUCGCUAUUUUAUUGCGGAGAGGGGACUCUUCGAACUCUUCAGGUGCACCAUCAUUGCCACCAUGUCCUCGUUCCUUGCCGAUUGUAGGUUACCUUCCAAUUCUUACUCGUGACUUACACAAACAAUUCUGUAACAUGGCUCACAUUUACCGACCCAUUUUCAAGUUUCACUUGGGAAGCAAACUUGAUGUCGUCAUACAUACACCUGACCUAGUAAAGGUGGUGGUCCAUAAGCAAGAUGACAUAUUUGCUAACCGCAAUCCAUCAAUUGCUUCCUUAGCAAUCUCCUAUGGAGGUGUAGAUGUAGCAUGGUCUGACAACAACUCAUAUUGGCGUAACCUUCGUAAGAUAUUUGCUCAUGAGGUUCUAAGCAACAAGAAUCUUGAAGCGUGCAGCCAGAUUGCUUUCUCAACAGAGGCUAAUGUCCUCACAAGCAUGGUUUGGGAAAACACUUCCGAUCCAAACGCAAAAGGUAGCCAUUUUGAAGCGGAGUUGCAAAGGAUUUCUUCAAAUAUCGUUGAGAUUCUCGGAUAG